Molecule: messenger RNA, 791 nt
Organism: Medioppia subpectinata
Lineage: Eukaryota; Metazoa; Arthropoda; Arachnida; Sarcoptiformes; Oppiidae
Source: the annotation of a GenBank genome assembly
UAGCUGACAGCCAACUGUCAUAUAUACCAGGGAUGGGCUGUUGCGAGUGUUUGACGACCGACGAGAUGGACCUGGGCAACACGUCCAAACCACGUAAAUGUACCGACCUGCUCUGUCUGACCUUGUUCCUACUGUUUUGGGCGAUCCUGAUAUUCAUCGCGUCGUUCGCGUUCGUCAUCGGCAGUCCCGGCCGUCUGAUCCACGGCUCCGACAGCUUUGGCAACACUUGCGGCCACAUCUUACUGGACUACCUGCUUUACGUGUUUCAUUUGGACCAAAACAACCCGCAAUCGUCGCUCCGGCUAUGCGUGAAGAAGUGUCCGCCCCGUGAGCUGUCGAGUCUGGCCGACAUCUACUCGUUCUACACCCGCACCCAAUCCUCUCUGUGCCGAUACGACUACAACUUCACGUCCACCGCCGCCCAACCCCUGGAGCAACAGUUCCAGCGCAACGAUCACCAGAUGAACUCGUUGUCCAGCACCGGGCCCUGUCCUACGCUACCCGUCCACUCGACGAAAGCGAUUCUUUACCGCUGUAUACCGGAGUUGGCGAUACUUCAGGGCCAGGCCUUUGGCCACACCAUCUACGAGUUCAUCAGCUCAUACGUGCCGCUCAAGAAAGUGAUCAACGACUUGAUCAACGCCUACCGCGAGAUCUCCUACUCCGUCACCGUUGCCAUUGUCUUUGCGUUCGUCUCGGCGUUUGUCAUACACUUCGUGGCCGGAAUCGCUUCGUGGCUUAUACUCACUGUGGUGUCCAUCGCACUCAUCGGUCCCGACAAUAAAAAGUAA